GGGCCACGGUGACGCAGGGCGGGCCGGGACGCGCGGAGGCGGCGGCGGCGCCUCCUUCUGCUGCUGCGCCCCAUCCCCCCGCGGCCGGCCGGCUCCAGCCAGCACCCCGCGCCCGUGCCCCUGGGCCCCGCCAUGGGCCUCACCGUGUCCGCGCUCUUCUCGCGGAUCUUCGGGAAGAAGCAGAUGCGGAUCCUCAUGGUUGGCUUGGAUGCAGCUGGCAAGACCACAAUCCUGUACAAACUGAAGUUGGGGGAGAUUGUCACCACCAUUCCUACCAUAGGCUUCAACGUGGAAACAGUAGAAUAUAAGAACAUCUGCUUCACAGUCUGGGACGUGGGAGGCCAGGACAAGAUUCGGCCUCUGUGGCGGCACUACUUCCAGAACACUCAGGGCCUCAUCUUCGUGGUGGACAGUAACGACCGGGAGCGGGUUCAGGAAUCUGCUGAUGAACUCCAGAAGAUGCUGCAGGAGGAUGAGCUGCGGGAUGCCGUGCUGCUGGUGUUUGCGAACAAGCAGGACAUGCCUAACGCCAUGCCCGUGAGCGAGCUGACUGACAAGCUGGGGCUGCAGCACUUGCGUAGCCGCACGUGGUACGUCCAGGCCACCUGUGCCACCCAAGGCACAGGCCUGUACGAUGGGCUGGACUGGCUGUCCCAUGAGCUGUCGAAGCGUUAGCCAGCUGGGGCAGGCCCCUGCUGCCCGGAAGCUCCCGCGUGCGUUCCCGGGAUGACUGACUCCCGGACUCCUCAGGCAGUGCCCUGCCCCUUCACUCCACCUCCCCCACUGACUCGGGCCUCUGCUCCCACUCCCACCUGCAUGUUCUCUCUGUUGUUGGAGCCUGGAGCUUCGAUCUCUGGGCACAGAGGGGUCCAUCCUGCCUGCUGGGGCCUGUGAAGGGGCUCCCAGGGCCAAGGCCCCCACUUCCAGAGGAGGAGCAGGGAUCUGGGUUUGCUUUUGUUUUUUUUUUUCCGUUUUGGGUGUACCCUUGGGGCCAAGGGGGGUGGGGGGGGAAGGCGAGGGCUCCGGGUGGUGCUAUGAUGUGGCACUGGAUAUUGGGUAAUAAAUUUGCUGUGAUUUGUA
Messenger RNA from Orycteropus afer afer, 1080 nucleotides. RefSeq names its product ADP ribosylation factor 5 (gene ARF5). Gene Ontology annotation, biological process: vesicle-mediated transport; intracellular protein transport. Gene Ontology annotation, molecular function: GTPase activity; GTP binding. The record is from RefSeq and is a predicted model, not a curated record. NCBI's taxonomy places the organism in Eukaryota, Metazoa, Chordata, Mammalia, Tubulidentata, Orycteropodidae. Gene Ontology annotation, cellular component: plasma membrane; cytoplasm.